AGCUUCCUGAGAGCUGGGCUGAUAUGCAGGAGCCACUGCUUGAGGGCAUGUGCUUCACCCUCAAGUAUCUGGGCAUGACGCUGGUAGAAAAACCAAAAGGAGAAGACAUGGCUGCUGCUGCCAUCCGCAGGAUCGUGGCCACGGCACGGGUUGGAGCUCGCAAGUUUCAGAAGGUGAUUCUGACAGUGUCUCCAAGGGGCAUCUCACUGCAGGAUGCAGACACUAAGGAGAUGGUGGAGAACAUCUCCAUCUACAGGAUCUCCUACUGCACAACAGACAAGCUGCAGAACAAAGUCUUUGCUUAUGUCGCCCAGAGCCAGGAGAGCGGGGCACUGGAGUGCCAUGCCUUCCUCUCACCCAAGAAGAAGAUUGCCCAGGCUGUGACUCUGACUGUGGCCCAGGCCUUUCAGAUGGCACUGGAUCUCUGGGAAGCAGCACAUGCAGGCUCUAGGCAGGAUCAGCCCCUUCACCCUUCAUGUGUCUUGGAGAGCAGUGAGGCCGGCAGAGCCCGUGAGCCGGCCCCCCCAGGGAGAGCUCCCUUCACACACCACUUUGGGGAGGAGGAAGAGGAGGAGGAAGAUGAUAAUGUCAGUGAAACCUUGUCUGGCAGCAUGGAGGAGCUGGGGAAGGGACUCCACAGCCCAGCAGGAUUAAUACCUCUUGUGCCCCCAUCAAGCUCUCCUCGGGCACAGCUGCUGUGCUGCCGCCGGGGGCCACCCCCGCACAGCUGGACGGGGCUGGGAGGGGCUGGAGGCUCCCCCAGCACCGGCACCAGGACUGCUGGCCCGAGUGCUCCCCUGGGCUAAGCCAAACCUCUGCAACAACGGACCAGCCACUCAGGAUUCACCCUGUGCCUGCACCUGGGCCAGCCAGUGCCUGCCACCGCCCUGGCACCGCCCUGCUGGCACGGGGGCUGCUGGCACUGCUGCCAUGGAGUGCACAGCCUGCAGCACCUGCUCCUCGUCCUGUGCCGCCUGCAUGAACCGCCUGGAGCUGCAGCUGCUCCCAGCUGGGGCAGGGGAGCCAUGCUCCUCGCUCUGCUCACUGCCAGGCCGUGCAGGCCGUCCUGCAUGCUCUGAGCCUGCCUGAUGCAGGCAGUGUACACAUGGCUCUGCUCACUGCCAGGCCGUGCAGGCCGUCCUGCAUGCUCUGAGCCUGCCUGAUGCAGGCAGUGUACACAUGGCUCUGCUCACUGCCAGGCCGUGCAGGCCGUCCUGCAUGCUCUGAGCCUGCCUGAUGCAGGCAGUGUACACCCUCAGGGAGCAAAAGCUCUUGGCCUGGAGCAGUGUGUGAUGAAGGCCUUUCCCCUGCAGUUCAGCCCCACACCCUCUCACAAGUGAAAUUACCUGGUUUUUAAAGGAAAGCUGCUCUGCCUUUAGAGAGAAAUAAACUGAGUUUUUUACUAUUGUCA
Molecule: messenger RNA, 1411 nt
Organism: Zonotrichia albicollis (white-throated sparrow)
Lineage: Eukaryota; Metazoa; Chordata; Aves; Passeriformes; Passerellidae
Source: RefSeq, a predicted model, not a curated record